Oryza brachyantha (malo sina) is the source of this 1051-nucleotide messenger RNA. Its product is annotated as eukaryotic translation initiation factor 6-2-like. Gene Ontology annotation, cellular component: preribosome, large subunit precursor; cytosol; nucleolus. The record is from RefSeq and is a predicted model, not a curated record. Gene Ontology annotation, molecular function: ribosomal large subunit binding. The transcript is spliced from 6 exons. The coding region runs from base 120 to 857 and encodes 245 amino acids. Gene Ontology annotation, biological process: ribosomal subunit export from nucleus; assembly of large subunit precursor of preribosome; maturation of 5.8S rRNA. NCBI's taxonomy places the organism in Eukaryota, Viridiplantae, Streptophyta, Magnoliopsida, Poales, Poaceae.
CUAGCGACGCCGUCAUAUCCAUUCUUCGUUCGAUCCCAAGGCGAACACACACACCACCCUCCAGUCCCGCGGCUUUCUUUGGUGGUUGAUUUUGCGAGCCACCGAACCCGGCAAAAAUCAUGGCGUCCCGCGUCAGGUUUGGGAAUUCCAGCGAGAUUGGAGUCUUCUCGAGGCUCACCAACGCCUACUGCGUGCUCCCCGACGGCGGCGCCGACAACUUCUUCAGCGUGUUCGAAUCCGAGCUCGCCGGCGUCGUGCCGGUGGUCAGGGCGUCCAUCGGCGGCACGAGGAUCGUCGGCAGGAUGUGCGUCGGCAACAAGAACGGGCUCCUCCUGCCGCAUACCACCACAGACCAAGAGCUCCAGCAUCUGAAGAACAGCCUGCCCGAUGAGGUGGUCGUCCAGCGCGUGGAGGAGCGCCUCUCCGCCCUGGGCAACUGCGUUGCCUGCAACGACCAUGUCGCCCUCACACACCCAGACCUGGACAAGGGAACCGAAGAAGCCAUCUCAGAUGUUCUUGGGGUGGAGGUAUUCAGGCAGACGAUCGCAGGCAACAUCCUGGUGGGGAGUUUCUGCGCCUUCUCCAACAAAGGAGGCAUUGUUCACCCGCAAACGUCGGUGGAGGACCAGGAGGAGCUGUCGACGCUGCUGGAGGUGCCCCUGGCCGCCGGGUCCGUCAACCAGGGGAGCGAGGUGGUGGCCGCCGGCAUGGCGGCGAACGACUGGGCGGCGUUCUGCGGCGCCGACACGACGGCGACGGAGCUGGCGGUGGUGGAGAGCGCGUUCCGGCUGAGGGAUGGCCACGGCCGGCCGGGAGACAUAACCAGGUCCCUCCUCGUCGUCAGCAGCUAUCUGUAGUGGCAGGUCCAGCUCCCAGCUUAUCUUGGGGGAUUAGCAAUGCUAAGCCAAGCCCCCAACCUGUAUCUCGAGAGUCGAUUAGUGGCAGUAAUGUUUCUAAACCUGGACUUACCAGGUGCAUGGAUCAUCUGUGAUGCUUUUGAGCCUGUCACAAGAUGAAUUUUGUACUAAAUUCGCAUUUAAAACUUAAACCA